This is a messenger RNA of Rana temporaria (common frog), 9361 nucleotides long. It is a transcript of the gene TENM2, whose product is annotated as teneurin transmembrane protein 2. The coding region runs from base 383 to 8320 and encodes 2645 amino acids. Gene Ontology annotation, cellular component: neuron projection; membrane. NCBI's taxonomy places the organism in Eukaryota, Metazoa, Chordata, Amphibia, Anura, Ranidae. Gene Ontology annotation, biological process: heterophilic cell-cell adhesion; neuron development; signal transduction. The record is from RefSeq and is a predicted model, not a curated record. The transcript has 29 exons. Gene Ontology annotation, molecular function: protein homodimerization activity; protein heterodimerization activity; cell adhesion molecule binding.
GUACCUAUCUGUGGCAUUGCAUUGUGUCUUUUGAUUCACAUAUGUUGUCACAUUCCAUUGACUCGUCCCUCUCCUCUCCUCUUGUACUCACGCCUAGUGGUGCUUUAGCCAGAGCUCGCAGCCUCUCAGGCGAGUUUUAAUCAUGUGUGAAGCUCAGUUGAAUCCAGAGCCUCUCCGCUGCCUUUUCACUCUUGCACAAGAUUGAGCUGGUGUCACAUCGCUCCCCUUCUCCCUCCUGUAGUGGGGACUUAAAAAAAAAAGGAGGAAGAAGCAGGAAUAAAAACAGAAACAGACACUUUCCUGCAAGUGUUUUCGAGCAAGCAUAAGGACUUACUGUAGCUGUGCAGAUCCUUACGGAUACAGGAUAGAGGGGCGGCUAGAAAUGCUUCAGCCGACUAAUAAGGGAAGGAAGCCUACAUCAGAGGCAGGGAAAGAAAGUCCAAACUCCAAAUGCUGUUAUUCUGAGAGUGGUGGUGUAACCAAACUUGGAAAUCAUACAAAUAGCAGAUACCCCAAAACGCCCUGCCAUUUGGAUCUGUACUCCGAAGGUCGCCCCAUCCCAUCUACAUCUUCGUCUAGCCUCCUACCAUCCGCACAACUGCCCAGCUCCCAUAAUCCUCCUCCUGUUAGCUGCCAGAUGCCACUGCUAGACAGCAAUACUUCUCAUCAAAUUAUGGACACAAACCCUGAUGAGGAGUUCUCCCCAAACUCAUAUCUGCUCAGAGCAUGCUCAGGCCCACAACAACCGUCCAGCAGUGGUCCAACAAAUCAUCAUAGCCAGUCAACGCUUCGGCCCCCUCUUCCCCCUCCUCACAACCAUACACUGUCUCAUCACCACUCUUCAGCCAACUCCCUCAAUAAGAACUCUUUGACUAACAGACGAAACCAGAUUCAUGCACCGGCUCCAGUUUCUAAUGAUCUGGCCACAACUCCAGAGUCAGUUCAGCUUCAGGACAGCUGGGUACUCAACAGUAAUGUUCCACUGGAGACCAGGCACUUCUUGUUCAAGACAUCAUCUGGAACAACUCCUUUAUUCAGCAGCUCUUCUCCAGGAUAUCCACUGACAUCAGGAACAGUAUACACACCUCCUCCAAGGCUGUUACCCAGAAAUACUUUCUCCAGAAAUGCCUUCAAACUAAAGAAGCCGUCCAAGUAUUGCAGCUGGAAAUGUGCAGCUUUAUCGGCCAUUGCUGCAGCUGUGCUUCUUGCAAUUCUCCUGGCUUAUUUCAUUGCAAUGCAUCUGCUUGGACUGAACUGGCAGCUCCAGCCAGUGGAUGCACAUACAUUCAACAAUGGGAUAAGAACAGACAGAGACGACGUUGCAACAACGCCAUCUGGGCCCACGAAAAACAGCAGCAUAGACAUUGGGGAAGUGGAAAUUGGACGCCGUAUAACGCGGGAAGUACCAGCAGGGGUGUUCUGGAGAUCCCACCUCCAUGUUGUCCAGCCACAAUUCCUAAAAUUUAACAUAUCCUUAGGGAAGGAUGCCUUGUUUGGUGUUUACAUACGGAGAGGUCUACCUCCAUCACAUGCCCAGUAUGACUUCAUGGAACGUUUGGAUGGCAAGGAGAAGUGGAGUGUUGUUGAAGCCCCCAGAGAGCGUCGGAGCAUACAGACAUUGGUGCAGAAUGAGGCUGUGUUUGUCCAGUAUUUAGAUGUUGGGAUAUGGCACUUGGCAUUUUACAAUGAUGGGAAGGACAAAGAAAUUGUAUCUUUCAAUACAGUUGUUUUAGACUCUGUGCAGGACUGUCCUCGAAAUUGUGAUGGGAAUGGCGAAUGUGUAUCUGGGGUUUGUCACUGCUUUCCUGGAUUUCAUGGCGCAGACUGUGCAAAAGCGGCAUGUCCAGUUCUGUGCAGUGGUAAUGGACAGUAUUCCAAAGGCACCUGUAUAUGCUACAGUGGCUGGAAAGGAGCUGAGUGUGAUGUGCCAAGUAGCCAGUGCAUAGACCCUACAUGUAAUGGACAUGGCUCUUGUAUUGAAGGAAACUGUCUAUGCUCUGCAGGGUUCAAGGGAGACAACUGUGAAGAAGUUGACUGCAUUGACCCAACAUGUUCCAACCAUGGAGUCUGUGUAAACAAGGAAUGCCUCUGCAGUCCUGGAUGGGGAGGCCAGAGCUGCGAACUUCCAAGAACUCAGUGUCCAGAUCAAUGCAGUGGGCAUGGCACUUACCUUACUGACACAGGUCUGUGUAGUUGUGAUCCUAACUGGAUGGGUCCGGAUUGCUCUGUUGAGGUAUGCUCAGUGGACUGCGGCACUCACGGUGUUUGUGUUGGUGGAGCAUGUCGCUGCGAGGAAGGGUGGACUGGGGUGGCAUGUGACCAACGUGUUUGUCAUCCUCGCUGUACUGAACAUGGAACAUGCAAAGAUGGAAAAUGUGAAUGCAGAGAGGGCUGGAAUGGGGAGCACUGCACCAUUGAUGGCUGCCCUGAUCUGUGCAAUGGCAAUGGGAGAUGCACACUCGGUCAGAACAGCUGGCAAUGUAUCUGCCAGACCGGCUGGAGAGGGUCUGGAUGCAAUGUUGCCAUGGAAACUUCAUGUGCUGAUAACAAGGAUAAUGAGGGAGAUGGACUUGUGGAUUGUCUGGACCCGGACUGUUGCCUUCAAACAACUUGCCAGUCAAGUUUACUUUGCCGUGGAUCGCGUGAUCCUCUUGAUAUCAUCCAGCAAAGCCAGUCAGGCUCACCAGCAGUAAAGUCGUUUUAUGACCGCAUCAAACUCCUGGUUGGAAAAGACAGUACGCACAUAAUUCCUGGAGAUAAUCCAUUCAACAGCAGCCUUGUCUCACUAAUAAGAGGACAAGUUAUGACCACAGAUGGAACACCAUUGGUUGGCGUCAAUGUAUCUUUUGUGAAAAAUCCAAAAUAUGGCUAUACCAUAACACGUCAAGAUGGCACGUUUGAUUUAAUAGCUAAUGGUGGAGCAUCCCUGACACUUCACUUUGAGAGAGCUCCUUUCAUGAACCAAGAAAGGACGGUUUGGCUUCCAUGGAACAGCUUUUAUGCUAUGGAUACUCUGGCAAUGAAGACAGAGGAAAAUACCAUCCCUAGCUGUGAUUUAAGUGGUUUUGUGAGGCCUGAUCCAGUUAUAAUCUCUUCUCCCUUCUCCACCUUCUUCAGCUCUUCCCCAAGAAGGAAUCCUAUUGUUCCAGAAACACAGGUUCUCCAUGAAGAGAUAGAGAUGCCAGGCUCAAACCUACGACUUUGCUAUUUGAGUUCUCGAACCCCUGGAUACAAGUCCCUGUUAAAAAUCACAAUGACCCAGUCUGUGGUUCCUGUUAAUCUUAUCAAAGUCCAUUUGAUGGUGGCUGUUGAAGGACAUCUGUUCCAGAAGACCUUCCAGGCUUCACCAAAUUUAGCUUAUACAUUUGUCUGGGACAAAAGUGAUGCUUACGGUCAGAGGGUGUAUGGACUGUCAGAUGCUGUAGUGUCUGUAGGCUUUGAGUAUGAAACUUGCCUUGGCCUUAUAUUAUGGGAAAAGAGGACAGCAGCAUUACAAGGGUAUGAGUUGGAUCCCUCGAACCUUGGAGGCUGGUCAUUAGAUAAACACCACAUAUUAAAUGUAAAAAGUGGUAUUCUGCAUAAAGGCAGUGGAGAAAAUCUGUUUCUUUCACAACAACCUGCUGUAAUCAUGAGCAUUAUGGGUAACGGGCGUAGAAGAAGUAUCUCUUGCCCCAGCUGCAAUGGCCUCGCUGAAGGUAACAAGCUUUUGGCUCCGGUGGCUCUUGCAGUUGGAAUUGAUGGAAGCCUCUUCGUGGGAGAUUUUAAUUUCAUACGACGCAUCUUCCCCUCCAGAAAUGUCACCAGUAUUUUGGAACUUCGAAACAAAGAAUUUAAACAUAGCAACAACAUAGCACAUAAAUAUUACCUGGCAGUAGACCCUGUGUCUGGCUCAAUAUAUAUGUCAGAUACCAACAGCCGGAGAAUAUACAAGAUCAAGUCUCUUACAGGGGCACAAGAAAUUGUAACCAAUUUAGAAGUUAUUGCUGGCAAUGGUGAGCAAUGCAUGCCUUUUGAUGAGGCAAGAUGUGGCAAUGGAGGGAAAGCGGUGGAUGCCAUUCUGACUAACCCAAGAGGAAUUGCUGUUGAUAAGCAUGGGCUUAUUUAUUUUGUUGAUGCAACAAUGAUACGAAAAGUUGAUCAGAAUGGAAUCAUUUCUACUCUACUGGGAUCCAAUGACCUUGCUGCAGGGCGACCUUUAAGCUGUGAUUCAAGCAUGGAUAUCACUCAGGUUCGUAUGGAAUGGCCAACAGAUUUAGCAGUUAACCCAAUGGAUAACUCACUCUACGUCCUAGAAAACAAUGUUAUUUUGCGGAUUACAGAAAACCAUCAAGUUAGCAUCAUAGCUGGACGUCCAAUGCAUUGUCAGGUACCUGGUAUAGACUAUUCCUUGAGCAAACUGGCUAUUCAUUCUGCACUUGAAUCUGCCAGUGCAAUAGCUAUCUCCCAUACUGGGAUACUUUACAUUGCAGAAACAAAUGAAAAGAAAAUAAAUAGAAUACGCCAAGUGACGACCAAUGGUGAAAUCUCUCUUUUAGCUGGGGCGGCUUCUGACUGCAACUGCAAAGAUGAUGUCAACUGCAACUGUUAUGCUGGAGAUGAUGGCUAUGCUACUGAUGCAUUUCUAAACUCACCAUCAUCCUUGGCUGUAGCACCCGAUGGUACAGUAUACAUUGCAGACCUUGGAAAUAUACGGAUAAGAGCUGUUGUUCAAAACAGGCCUGUUCUCACUUCAUUUAAUCAGUACGAAAUUGCAUCUCCAGGAGCACAAGAAUUAUAUAUUUUUAACAUCAAUGGAAUUCAUCAGUACACACAGAGCUUGGUCACAGGGGAAUACUUGUUCAAUUUUACUUACAGUGCCGACAAUGAUGUGAUAGAAGUUAUUGACAAUAGUGGCAACUCUUUGAAAAUCCGCAGGGAUUCUAAUGGUACUCCACGUCAUUUACUCAUGCCAGACAAUCAAAUUAUCACCUUGACACUUGGUACCAAUGGAGGACUUAAGAUGGUCUCUACACAAAAUCUGGAAUUGUCCUUAAUGACAUAUGAUGGAAAUACUGGGAUGUUAACAACAAAAAGUGAUGAGACUGGCUGGACAAUGUUUUAUGAUUACGAUAACGAAGGCCGCUUGACCAAUGUAACCCGUCCAACUGGCGUUGUUACCAGUCUCCACAGAGAAAUGGAAAAAUCUAUUACAAUUGACAUAGAAAAUUCCAACCGGGAUGAUGAUGUCACUGUUAUAACCAACCUGUCUUCAGUUGAGGCAUCAUAUACUGUUGUACAAGAUCAAGUGCGUAACAGUUACCAGUUAUGUAGUAAUGGAACCCUGAGAGUCACGUAUGCCAAUGGGAUGGGAAUUAGUUUCCACAGUGAGCCCCAUAUACUGGCUGGCACAGUAACACCUACCAUCGGACGGCGGAAUAUUUCUUUGCCCAUGGAAAACGGGUUGAAUUCAAUUGAAUGGCGGCUACGAAAAGAGCAAACAAAAGGAAAAGUGACUGUCUUUGGGAGGAAACUUCGAGUCCAUGGGAGAAAUUUGCUGUCGAUAGAUUUUGACAGGAACUCGCAUACUGAAAAAAUCUAUGAUGAUCAUCGAAAAUUUACUCUACGCAUAGUCUAUGAUCAACUAGGACGACCACUUCUCUGGCUUCCAAGCAGUGGACUAGCUCCUGUCAAUGUAUCUUAUUUCUUCAAUGGUCGCUUGUCUGGGUUUCAACGUGGGGCCAUGAGUGAACGAACUGAGAUGGACAAACAGGGCAGAAUCAUUUCCCGGUCAUUUGCUGAUGGAAAAACUUGGAGCUAUACUUAUCUAGAAAAGUCAAUGGUGCUUCUUCUUCAAAGUCAACGGCAAUACAUCUUCGAAUAUGAUUCAUCAGAUCGUCUAUACUCUGUAACCAUGCCUAGUGUUGCUCGGCAUAGUAUGUCAACUCAUACGUCAGUUGGAUACAUCAGAAACAUUUAUAAUCCUCCAGAAAGCAAUGCAUCAAUCAUUUUUGACUUUAGUGAAGAUGGCAGACUUUUAAAGACAUCAUUUCUUGGUACUGGUCGACAAGUAUUCUAUAAAUAUGGGAAACUUUCCAAGUUAUCAGAGAUUAUUUAUGACAGCACAGCAGUCACCUUUGGCUAUGAUGAAACAACAGGUGUUUUAAAAAUGGUGAAUCUUCAAAGUGGUGGCUUUUCAUGUACAAUCCGCUAUAGAAAAAUUGGACCUUUAGUGGACAAACAAAUCUACAGGUUUUCUGAAGAAGGCAUGGUGAAUGCUAGAUUUGAUUACACUUAUCAUGACAAUAGUUUUCGAGUUGCUAGCCUUAAGCCUAUAAUAAGUGAAACUCCAUUACCUGUAGAAUUAUACCGAUAUGAUGACAUUUCUGGGAAAAUUGAACACUUUGGCAAAUUUGGAGUGAUUUACUAUGACGUUAAUCAGAUCAUAACUACAGCCGUAAUGACUCUAACAAAACAUUUUGAUACUCAUGGACGAAUUAAAGAAGUCCAAUAUGAAAUAUUUCGAUCACUCAUGUAUUGGAUGACUGUGCAAUAUGAUAGUAUGGGCCGAGUCAUAAAAAGAGAAUUGAAACUUGGUUCCUAUGCCAACACAACAAAGUAUACUUACGAAUAUGAUGGGGAUGGUCAGCUGUUAACUGUUGCUGUCAAUGACAGACAAACAUGGCGUUAUAACUAUGACCUUAAUGGGAAUCUAUAUCUAUUGACUCCAGGGAAUGGCAUACGCCUACUGCCUUUAAGAUACGAUCUCAGAGACAGAAUAACACGUUUGGGGGAUGUGCAAUACAAAAUUGAUGAUGAUGGAUUCUUAAGUCAAAGAGGUGCUGAUAUUUUUGAUUAUAACUCAAAGGGCCAUCUCACUAGAGCAUACAACAAGGUUCUUGGAUGGAAUGUACAAUAUCGAUAUGAUGGACUAGGACGAAGAGCAUCAUGCAAAACUAACCUAGGACUUCAUCUUCAGUUCUUCUAUGCUGAUCUACAUAACCCAACACGGGUUACCCAUGUCUAUAAUCACUCAAACUCAGAAAUAACUUCCUUAUACUAUGACUUGCAAGGCCAUCUAUUUGCAAUGGAAAGCAGUAGUGGGGAAGAAUUUUACAUUGCCUCUGAUAAUACAGGCACACCACUGGCAGCUUUCAGCAUUAAUGGAGUAAUGAUUAAGCAAUUACAGUAUACGCCUUAUGGUGAAGUUUACUUUGAUUCAAAUCCAAACUUCCAGCUUGUUAUUGGUUUUCAUGGGGGACUAUAUGAUCCACUUACAAAGCUAGUACAUUUUGCUCAGAGAGAUUAUGACGUGUUGGCCGGACGCUGGAUAUCUCCAGAUUAUACAAAGUGGAGGAAAAUUGGGCAAGAUCCUGCUCCUUUCAAUUUAUACAUGUUUAAGAACAACAAUCCACUGAGCACUGUAAUGGAUUUAAAAAACUAUGUUACAGAUGUGCAAAGCUGGCUGGUGAUGUUUGGAUUUCAGCUGAGCAACAUAAUUCCUGGCUUCCCCCGAUCCAAAUUACACUUUGUCCCACCCUCCUAUGAGUUGAGAGAGAGUCAAGAAUGUGAAAAUGGACAGCUAAUUACAGGUGUUCAACAGACCACUGAAAGACACAAUCAAGCAUUUAUGGCAUUAGAGGGUCAGACUAUAGUGAAGCGACUGCAUGCAAACAUAAGGGAGAAGCUGGGACACUGGUUUGCCACUACUGGUCCUAUAAUUGGAAAGGGAAUAAUGUUUGCAGUCAAGGAAGGCAAAGUGACAACUGGAAUGUCCAGCAUCGCCAGUGAAGACAGUCGGAAAAUUGCUUUGGUGCUUAAUGGAGCCCACUAUCUGGAAAAAAUGUACUAUAACAUAGAAGGAAAGGACACACAUUGCUUUGUAAAAAUUGGAUCCUCUGACAGUGAUCUAGUCACCUUGGGUUUGACAACAGGUCGCAAAACACUAGACAGUGGAGUUAAUGUUACUGUUUCUCAGCCAACUCUGCUGAUAAAUGGAAGGACUCGCAGGUUUACGAACAUCGAAUUCCAACAUUCCUCGCUAAUUUUAAAUAUUAGAUAUGGAUUAAACGCCGACACCCUAGAUGAAGAAAGAGCAAGAAUUCUAGAUCAAGCACGCCAGCGAGCAAUGGGUGCAGCUUGGGCCAAAGAACAACAAAAAGCAAGAGAUGGAAAAGAAGGUAGUCGCUUAUGGACUGAAGGAGAAAAACAGCAACUUUUAAGCACUGGAAGAGUUCAAGGGUAUGAGGGAUAUUAUGUCCUUCCAGUGGAGCAGUAUCCAGAGCUUGCAGACAGUAGCAGUAACAUCCAGUUCUUAAGACAGAAUGAAAUGGGAAAGAGGUAACAAAUUAAUCUGCUGUCAUCCGUUCCUGGAUGAAUCAGUAGUAACAACUGUUAUCUCCUCUCCUAAGGAGAUGAAGACCUAAAUGGGGCACUAGGCUGCAAUGUUCAAGACAGUUAGGUAGCAAGAAAACUCACAUUUUUAUGAGUUGACUGCUGCUGAAAACCACAAAUUGAAGUGGACUUAAAGCCUGAUUUCAAAUAAAAUACAACUAAACACAAGAGUACCCCUUUGAUAUUACCCACUUCUUCUGGGUCACUGCUAAAAUAAUAAUUAUGGCCUCUGAUCACCUUACUACUUUGACAUGUGAGUAAAGUUUAAAAGAUUUCAAACUGGCCGCCUUUACAAGACCUUUUGCUGAAAACUACUCAGACUGCUUCUUUGAUAAGUAUUCUGACAUUUUGAUUUAGGGAUGCUUACUGCAUUGCUUAAAAAGACUUUGGAGUAAUUUGUAGAAAAAAAAAAACGAAAACAAAGAGCAGAGGAUAGACAUUGAUGAGAAAACAUGGACUUUACUUGCACUCUUAUCCCAAAAUGCUCUGUGACUUAAUUUAUCCAUGAAGUGGGUAGAGUGUGAUGUGUGAGUCAAUUGGAGGCUUCACUACAGUUAAAUUCAUCCUCUUGUUUGUAUUUGAGAAAUUCAUUGUGGACAAUACAGUAUAACACAGUUACAGGGUGUAGUCUGUUUAGAAUCAGUAGUUUGUUGGUAUCGAUUUCAGUAGAGAUGUGGGCAUUGUGACACUACCGCAAAUGGGCACCACUUCUGAUCACCCUGUUCAUAUAAGAAGGCCAGAUGGCACAAUCACUGUUUCAGAUUAAAACUAGAAAUGUGUUUGUUUGGUCAAAACAAUAAACUGAGACAAUCACCUUACAGUCACCACAAAAAAAUGACCUUUGUUUUUUUUGUAAUAUACAUGUAUGAACUGUUCAUUGAGUUUUUAUAUUAUUUUAAUUUGCUGCUAAAUGAAGAUUAGAAACAGGCAAAGAUAAUUUAUGGCAAAGUGUUUAAAUUGUUUAUACAUAAAUAAAGUCUCUAAAACUGUG